Molecule: messenger RNA, 1680 nt
Organism: Salvia miltiorrhiza (redroot sage)
Lineage: Eukaryota; Viridiplantae; Streptophyta; Magnoliopsida; Lamiales; Lamiaceae
Product: UBP1-associated protein 2C-like
Exons: 2
Coding region: 106-1347 (413 amino acids)
Molecular function (GO): RNA binding
Source: RefSeq, a predicted model, not a curated record
UAGCCUCCUUAUAUAUCGGCCCCUUCUUACCAGUAGGGUUUUUUCUUGUCACAAACUACUGCAAUUAGGGUUCUCUCCGUAAACUCAAUUUUUAGUUUGUUAGCCAUGGAUCUCACCAAAAAACGUAAGGCCGACGAGAACGGCAGAGCGUAUCCCUUAACCGCGGACCUCGGAAACCCUUUGGCCGUCGUGCCGCCGUCGUCGAUGGGCAUCCUUGCCCCCGAAGACGCAGAGAAAAUCCUCGAGCCCUUCACCAAGGAACAGCUCCUCCCAAUUCUACGCGCCGCCGUGCUCCGCCACCCUGAUGUUCUGGAGGCUGUGCGCGCCGUCGCCGACGCCGAUCCCGUUCAGCGCAAACUGUUCAUCCGUGGUCUCGGUUGGGAGACCACGACAGAGAAAUUGCGGCAAGUUUUUUCCGCCUACGGGGAGCUGGAUGAAGCGAAUUCUAUCGUCAUUACGGAUAAGAAUUCUGGGAAAUCGAAGGGUUAUGGGUUUGUGACGUUUAAGCACAUCGAUGCUGCGAUAUUGGCUUUGAAGGAGGCGAAUAAGAAGAUUGAUGGGCGGAUGACGGUGACGCAGCUUGCCGCCGCCGGCAAUUCAGGUAAUUCUCAUUCCUCUGAUGUAGCAUUGAGGAAGAUUUAUGUUGGUAAUAUCCCGUUUGAGAUUUCCUCCGAGAGAUUAUUGGCUCAUUUUUCGAUGUACGGCGAGAUUGAGGAAGGACCAUUAGGAUUUGACAAGCAGACUGGAAAAGCAAAGGGUUUUGCCUUUUUCGUUUAUAAGACAGAGGAGGGUGCGAAGGCAUCGUUGGUAGACCCCAUGAAAACUAUUGAUGGUCAUCAGGUUGUGUGUAAGUUGGCUACAGAUAACAAGAAACAGAAGCCAAAUGUUGGACCGCAGGGUGGAAUGGUUCCUGGUAUGCCGAAUUCGGGGCCUAUGGGUAUGCCGGCACGGAAUUAUGGUAUGGGAGGUUAUAUGGGAUAUGGCCCAGGACCUAAUAUGCCUCAGCCACCACAGCAGGCUGGAAUGGUGCAUCAGAAUGUAGGUUACAACACUGCAAUGGGUGGGCCCGGAGGACCAGGAGGGCAAGGUUAUGGUGGUGGAUAUGGAGGUGGUGCAUCAGUGUACGACGGAGUAGGUGGUGCUGGAGCUGGGGGCGGUGAGUUUGGUGGAGGCAUGGGUAAUGCUGGGGGAUACAGAAUGCCCCCUAGUAGCUUGGGGAUGCAGAGCUCUGGCGGUUAUCCUGAUAGUGGGAACUAUGGGAUCCAAUCGGCGUAUCCGACCCAGCCAAACCACCCUGCAGGUCCAGGGCCUAGACUUCCGGCUUACCAGGGCAUGCCACCAUAUUGAGGUGUUUUGACAGCUUCUUGGACGCAAAUGUUUUAAAUGGUUGUGGUGAUUAUGUUAUUCCCGACUGUGAAAUCUUUGGUUGAUAAAUGGACUGCUGUAGAUCUUUGGAUGCUCAACCUACUUGUGGAUUUAUGAGCCUAUAUAUUUGUGCUAGAAUGAGCUCAAAGUUGUUACUUGAGACUUGGUGUAUUAUGUGAUAAGUGGCUCUGAAGUGUUCUAAACUUGGGUUUGCUCUUUAAUGCUGAGUUUAGAUUUUAUCUCCCUUCGCCUUUCUGUUUCUAGUUCAUUGUAAAAUCGUUGCUUCCGUCAAUAUUCAUUUGGAUGUUGCUUCCC